AUGGAGGGAUCGGCGACGGAGGGAAAUCACGGAGGCGAUCCCCGCGCCGAGCAUGCCGCAACCAAGGAGUCCGAGGCGGCGGCAACGCAACACCAUCUGACGCUGCUCCAGCCGACCGUGGUCGAAGUUUCUGCAGCCGUGCUGGAUAAGGACAAGGUGGGGGAGCACGAGUCGGUGGGGCUGGUCGGUGGCUCUCCACCUUCUGGUGGACGGGGGAGGCGUAGGCAGAGGAAGAGCGAUGGGGAGGACGAUUAUGACACCGCCGUGCCCGGGGACCUCAUUACGCGGGCGAAGAGGCGGCAGACGACAGGUAGUGCUGACGACGCCGGAGGCGCGGCAGUUGGGACACCGCGAGGCGCCAAGGAAGCUAGUGGCAAGGCGGGCGGUCAAGCAUUGCGCCAGAAGGGCCGACCCGCAGCAAGAAAAGCAUCCGGCGGAAGGAGAGGCAAGAAAGCAGCGACGGGAACAAAGCCGAAACGGGGCGAUGAAGACCCCGGUGAUGCGGAGGAGGAGGAGGAUGAGGAGGAGGAUGCGGAGGGAGAGGACGAUGAAGAGGAAGCGGAGGAGGAUGACGCGGAUAUUGGGGAGGAUGAAAAAGAUGAGAAUGAUGGCGGGGAGGACGAAGAGGAGGAGGAGGAGGAGGAGGAGGAGGAGGAGGAGGAGGAGGAGGAGGAGGAGGAUGAGGAGGAGGAGGAGGAGGAGGAGGAGGCAGAGGAGGAGGAGGAGGAGGAGGAGGAGGAGGAGGAGGAGGAGGAGGAGGCAGAAGAGGAGGAGGAGGAGGAGGAGGAGGAGGCAGAAGAGGAGGAGGAGGAGGAGGAGGAGGAGGAGGAGCAGGGUGACGACGAAGAGGAGGAUGUGGAGGAGGAGGAGGAGGAGGAGGCAGCGGAGGAGGAGGAGGAGGAGGAGGAGGAGGAGGAGGAGGAGGAGGAUGUGGCGCCAGUGAAGGGACGGGGCGGGCCGUGA
Molecule: messenger RNA, 963 nt
Organism: Closterium sp. Naga37s-1
Lineage: Eukaryota; Viridiplantae; Streptophyta; Zygnematophyceae; Desmidiales; Closteriaceae
Source: the annotation of a GenBank genome assembly